AUGGUUCGGACACCAAACAAUGAAGGACGUUUCCACCGUGGUCAUCAUAAAUAUGAGAUCAAAGCGACGGGCGACGCUGCAAAGAAUUAUGAUUUUAUCAGCGCUCGACCUCCCGGCAAGAAGACCAACGUAAUCGAGUCGAUUGGCCAUCUAGUCAAGAGUUGCCUCGGUGGUGGGGUGAUGGCGAUACAUGAGUCCUACAAGCAAUGUGGGCUGUGGACGUCCCUUGUAUUGACUGUGGUUUUGGGUUUUUUUAUCAGCUACUGUAUGUAUAUUCUUGCAAGAUCGGCUCAGAAGAUCUACGGUCGUGUGCAAGUGCCAGCUAUGUCUUACCCUGAUUUAGCCCAAGCUGCUUUGGAAACUGGGCCUUUUGACAAACUCAAGAAAUACAGCAAAUGCUUCAGGUACGCUGUAGACUUUACGAUAUGCGCCGAUCUCUUCGGCUCGUGCUGCGUGUACCAGAUCAUGAUCUCCAGAACUAUCAAACAGUUGGUAGAGGGCACUGAUGAUAUCUCCCCAGAUGGUAAUCCACCCUUAAGGGCGUAUGUUGCGAUGCUUUUAAUCCCAUGCGUUCUCAUAUGCAUGAUAACUACUCUGAAGUACCUCGCGCCGUUCUCGAUAUUAGCCGACGUGAUUAUACUAAUGGUAGCGGGAGCAACGAUUUACUAUGCUGUGAAGAUGGCAGAAAUGACACCUUUCGAGUUUCCAAUAUUUAAAACCGUCGCUGGUCUCUUCGAAUUUAUGGGAGUUUGUGUAUUUAGUAUGGAAGGGGUCGGUGUCACUUUGGCGAUUGAAAAUUCCAUGGAGGAACCUAGAAAGAUACCUAUUGUACUAGCUGGAGGUAUGACGAUUGUAGUGUGUAUCGUGCUAACUGUCGGUUUCUUCGGUUACUGGGGUUUUGGUGAAAAGGCCAGGUCGCCGGUGACUAUAAACUUUCCUCUAGAACCAUUCCCAAUAGCUCUAAAACUGUUGAUAGCGCUGAUGAUAUACGUGACCUUCGCCCUUAACUUCUGGGUGCCAUUCGAUCUGGUCUGGUACUAUAUCAAGCAGAAGUACGACCCCGCGAAGUACUGGCUAUGGGAGAGAGUUUACAGAGCUCUAUUUGUAUUCGUUAUUACAAUAAUUGCCGUUAUCUUUCCAGCUGUCACAAAGUUCAUUGGAUUGCUUGGUUCCUUCUGUUUGUCGAACAUGGGUUUCAUAUACCCAGCAUUCAUAGAAUUGUGCCUGGACUGGACAGAUCCAGGGCUGGGUAUCAUGAUGUGGAGGCUCUGGAAAUUCGUCUUUAUCCUCAUUUUCGGUACUAUACUUUGCAUCGUCGGUACUUACAGCAACGCGAAAGAACUCAUUGAUGAAGUAUUUUGAAGUUCUUGAUAAAUUUUAAAGAAAUAUACCGAAAUACAGAAAAUUGUGUGUGAUGUUUGUGAUUACAUUGUGUGAAGUUUCAAGUUGUUAAUUUUAUAGGAAUUUGUAUUAAUGUGGAUUACCAAUUGUCUACUUGUAAAUAAUUUUUUAUGUAUUUGACAUUAUUAAACGUUUUUUU
Melitaea cinxia (Glanville fritillary) is the source of this 1540-nucleotide messenger RNA. Its product is annotated as proton-coupled amino acid transporter-like protein pathetic. The coding region runs from base 1 to 1362 and encodes 453 amino acids. NCBI's taxonomy places the organism in Eukaryota, Metazoa, Arthropoda, Insecta, Lepidoptera, Nymphalidae. Gene Ontology annotation, cellular component: vacuolar membrane. Gene Ontology annotation, biological process: amino acid transmembrane transport. The record is from RefSeq and is a predicted model, not a curated record. The transcript has 9 exons. Gene Ontology annotation, molecular function: amino acid transmembrane transporter activity.